Centropristis striata (black sea bass) is the source of this 2221-nucleotide messenger RNA. RefSeq names its product polymerase (RNA) III (DNA directed) polypeptide H (gene polr3h). The record is from RefSeq and is a predicted model, not a curated record. Bases 299 to 943 code for a protein of 214 amino acids. Gene Ontology annotation, molecular function: DNA binding; DNA-directed RNA polymerase activity. Lineage: Eukaryota; Metazoa; Chordata; Actinopteri; Perciformes; Serranidae. Gene Ontology annotation, cellular component: RNA polymerase III complex. The transcript is spliced from 6 exons. Gene Ontology annotation, biological process: transcription initiation at RNA polymerase III promoter; DNA-templated transcription.
UAGCUUUAAGUUUUGCGACAUGUCGUAAAAUCCCACUGUCGGAAAUAAUCACGUGGAGACACCAUGGAUGUUUCAGAGUUUGCUGUAGAUUAUUCUACUUUAGUGAAGUGUGUUUCUUAAUUGUGAACAGUUGUUGAUACAUUUCUGUUUGAUCUGCGCUGUGGAGAAACAGGAAACUCUGUUCGGAGAGUAGGCGACACCUCGGAGCUCAGCGGACAGCUCAUACCACAGCAGCUCUGAGUCUGUGUGUGUUUAUGAGUGUGUGUUUCUAAGUGAGUACCUGCUCACAGCCGGCAUCAUGUUUGUGCUGGUGGAGAUGGUCGACACUGUCAGGAUCCCUCCGUGGAACUUCCAGAGACAACUGAACGAGGCUAUAGCCGAGGAGCUCAACAAGAAACUGGCCAACAAGGUGGUGUAUAAUGUCGGCCUGUGCAUCUGCCUGUAUGACAUCACUAAACUGGAGGAUUCCUAUAUAUUCCCAGGAGACGGAGCCUCACACACCAAAGUUCAUUUCAGGUACGUUGUUUUUCACCCUUUUCUUGAUGAGAUUCUGCUCGGCAAGAUCAAGUACUGCAGUCAAGAGGGCGUUCAUGUGACCAUGGGUUUCUUUGAUGACAUCCUCAUCCCACCAGAGUCUCUUCAGCAGCCUGCAAAAUUCGAUGAAGCAGAGCAGGUUUGGCUCUGGGAGUACGAGACAGACGAGGGGGCUCAUGACCUCUACAUGGACCAAGGAGAGGAGAUCCGCUUUCGGGUGACAGACGAAGUCUUUGUGGACACGUCGCCAACGGGUCCGGCCGCUGCAACCACAGACACGCCAGCACAACCGGGACAGUCUGCAGCGCCACCGGCAGAGGAGAGCGUGGAGAAGAAAGAGGCGCCGUACACGCUGAUUGGGACCAUCUGUGACCCGGGGCUGGGGCUGCUGUCAUGGUGGAACAGUUAGCGCCGAGGAGGAGGAGGAAGAGGAAGAGUUUAACACUUGGUGGUUAUCAACCACUGGCCCUGAUCAUGCCUGAUCGGAGAGACGAGGGACGGUCGGCCAGAGACACAGAACCCAUGAGUUUGGGUGCUGAAAUAAAGACUCGAGUCAAGCUGCUGUCUGAACCAAGAUACUGUCAGUGCAAAGUGACUGAUGUCACGUGACACUGAUUGUGUUGUAAAUACUGCCCAUAACAUACCAGCUUCAUGUAAAAUUGACCAAAUGUUUAAAAACAGAAUCUUUUGAUGGACACUUAUAUUCAUUUGGCUAAUUUACAUGAGACAUCGAAUUUUGAGGUUUGAAGUGAGAGAACUUGAGGACAAUUUAUAACACUUUUGUAUCAUCAAGAUCCAUAUAAAGGCAAGGCACCAAUCAAAAAGUGAUUUCAGUUGGAUUACAUUUCUCAUUAAUUAAUAAAAGUAAAUAUUUAAGUAAAAAAUAAUCGUAUCUAUAUUUACCAUUUUCUUUGUAAUUUGAUUGUCCCAUGGGUUUCCUAUCCUCGGUUUAUUUAACAGCCUUUUAAUAUUUUGUAUUCCUAUUUUGUCUCAGUAAAAGGGCGUAUCAUCAGCGUGAGUGGUUGUGAUUUUGUGUGAUUAUAGGAAGUAUAUCAGAACGGAUUAGCAGCCAGGCUUAAAAUCCUACAGUUUGAAGGGCAGUGAAGGCCACAGUCCUGUUGGUUUAUAACAGAUCUGCUCUCUGCUAAGGUUGUCACCAGACCACAAUUUUACACUUCGAUACAAUACGAAAAUAAAAACACUUGAUACCUCUUUUGAUAGUACAGCAAAAAAAGGGGGAAAAAAGUCAUGGGGACAGGAAAUAGGAUAAAAAAGUGUAAAUUUGUCGUAUUUUCUAUAUUUUCCAUAGUAUCAAAAAUGUAUAGAAGUAUCAGUACUUCUGGCAACCUUACUCUCUGCACUGUGAAUAACUACAGUGUUGGUCAGUUGAGUCAGUUUGGAAGCUCACACACAUGCUUGUGUUUUGUACAAUCACAAAUGCAGUGAGCUGUGUUUCAUGUGACAACUGCUUGGCCAGUUAAUGUUUGUCUCAGUUGUCUGUUGUGAAACUAGGUCAGACUGUAUAGAGCUUUUGUCAUUAAAAAAAAUGGUUUGCAUGUGACUGUCCUUGCAGAAAUAUUGCCUGCAGAACGCUGAGCGUAACAUAAUGUACCAUGGACUAUAUAGAAUGUGAACAAUGGUGCUGCUCUCUUAGCUCAUCUUGGAUAUUAAAACUGUUUGGUGUUUU